CUCUGCAAAAUGAGAGUAAGAUGACGCCUUCCUGGACCCGUCUCUCUAAAAGCUGAGUUAUUAGAUGUUUCUGGGUGUUAGGGAGACAAACACCUAAGAAUUAGAAGCAUUUUUUCCUCAGUCUCUCACUGAGGCUUUGCUGCACCCUUGAGCCCUAGUGGCUGCUCCCAGGUCAACAGUAAUACACUUUCCCUCAUUGGUGACUUCAUUAAUGCAUCUCAGAGGCCAGGCUGGUUAGGCUGUUUUUGCAGUACUUUCAUCACAGCUCAGCCAGUCACUAGAAAUCAGCUUUCGAAACUGAAAAGCCUCUUCAGCCAGAGCCUCCCCCGGCCCCCUCCUUUCCUGCCCCCAGGAACUCGGCUUCCCCAAAGUGAGCUCCUGCCACACCCUGACAGGCUGUGCCCUGAUUCGUCCCUUAGCGUCAUGGGGUAUCAACUUCUCUGCAAUUACCCAAACUUACCAAAUUAUGACUGGAGAGGGCUGGGGUGGGGCGGUGUGGGUGGCGGGAGUCUGUUGCAGAUCCGCAUCUGGAGCCAGGAGGCCCCACCCUCCUCAGAGCCAGGUCCAGGAUCCCUGUGGGCCUCUCUCUUUUAUUAUUUUGGCGGGCGUUGAGAAGUUAAUCUUUCUCUAUUGGAGCAGCUUCCCUUUUUUUUCACCCUGGGAGAACGCCAACAGGAGUCCUCCAGUUGCCGUGAAGUCUGCCAUGACCAGCUGUGAGCACCCCGACUUCCUGCAGCAGGAUGAUAACAUGCUCAACUCCCAAGAUGAUGGCCGAGGCAAGAAGAAGGAUGGUCAGCCCGGGAGUCCCAGCAGCAGCCACCUGGCCUAUGGCAUCUUGGACGUCCCACCAUGGUAUCUCUGCAUCCUCUUGGGGAUCCAGCACUUCCUUACGGCCCUGGGGGGGCUCGUGGCAGUGCCGCUCAUCCUGGCCAAGGACCUGUGUCUGCAGCACGACCCCCUGACCAAGAGCUACCUCAUCAGCACCAUGUUCUUUGUCUCUGGCAUCUGUACUCUCCUGCAAGUCUUUUUCGGAGUCAGGCUGCCCAUUCUCCAGGGAGGGUCAUUUGGUUUUGUGGCGCCCUCCCUGGCCAUGCUUUCCCUUCCUGCCUGGAAAUGCCCCGAAUGGACACUCAAUGCCAGCCAGGUGAAUGCCAGCUCUCCUGAAUUCACCGAGGAAUGGCAGAAGAGGAUCCGAGAGUUGCAGGGUGCCAUCAUGGUCGCUUCCUGUGUCCAGAUUCUAGUGGGCUUCUCAGGCCUCAUUGGCUUCCUCAUGCGCUUCAUUGGCCCCUUGACCAUUGCUCCGACCAUCUCCCUGGUGGCCCUGCCUCUCUUCGAUUCUGCGGGCAAUAAUGCCGGGACCCACUGGGGGGUUGCUGCCAUGACCAUCUUCCUCAUCGUGCUGUUUUCUCAGUACCUGAAAAACGUCGCAGUGCCCAUACCCAUUUAUGGACGAGAGAAGAAGGGUCACACCUCGAAGUUCUACCUGUUUCAGGUCUUCCCUGUGCUGCUGGCGCUCUGCAUCUCAUGGCUCCUCUGCUUCGUGCUCACAGUCACCAAUGCCCUCCCCAAGGACCCCACAGCCUAUGGGUACCAGGCCCGCACCAACACUGAAGCCAAUGUCCUCAGCCAGGCGCCUUGGUUUCGCUUUCCUUACCCAGGACAGUGGGGCCUGCCCACCAUCAGCCCGGCUGGGGUCUUUGGGAUCAUGGCAGGGGUGAUCUCCUCGAUGGUGGAGUCAGUAGGCGAUUAUUAUGCCUGUGCCCGGCUGGUGGGGGCCCCACCCCCUCCGAAGCACGCCAUCAACCGUGGCAUCGGCAUUGAGGGCCUUGGCUGCCUGCUGGCAGGGGCCUGGGGGUCAGGGAACGGCACCACCUCCUACAGCGAGAAUGUCGGGGCUCUGGGGAUCACCAAGGUGGGGAGCAGGAUGGUGAUUGUCGCUGCAGGCUGCGUACUGCUCGUGAUGGGAGUAUUUGGGAAGAUUGGGGCUGCAUUUGCAACCAUCCCAACACCUGUGAUUGGAGGCAUGUUCCUGGUGAUGUUCGGGGUCAUCGCUGCUGUGGGGAUUUCCAGUCUGCAGUACGUGGACAUGAACUCGUCCAGGAACAUUUUUGUCUUUGGCUUCUCCAUCUUCUGUGGGCUUACCGUUCCCAACUGGGUGAACAAGAACCCUGAGAUGCUCCAAACAGGGAUUCUCCAACUGGACCAGGUCUUCCAGGUGCUGCUGACCACAAGCAUGUUUGUAGGUGGAUUUCUGGGCUUUCUACUGGACAACACCAUCCCAGGAAGUCCAGAGGAGAGAGGCCUCCUGACAUGGAAUCAAAUCCACGAGGAGUCUGAGGAGACUGCGAAGGUGUCAGAGGUCUACGGCCUCCCCUGUGGGAUUGGCACAAAGUUCUGCACUUCCUCCUAUACCCGGUACCUCCCCUUCUGUCCCAGACCGGAACAUCAUGAGAAAGCUCCAUCGACAAACCUUCAGAUUCUCUCAGUAUAGGCAAUGGGGAUAAUUCCCAGCUGAUAUCCAACAGUGAUAAGCCCUCACCACCACCUGGUAUAUCCAAAUCCAAUCCAGUCCUCCCCAUCAGUUCAUCCAAUCACAGUGCACGGUCUCCUUUUGAAGGGGCAGUAACUGAGUCACAGUCGUUAUUCUCAGACAACUUCCGCCAUCCCAACCCGAUCCCCAGUGGGCUUCCUCCUUUCCCCAGCUCCCCACAGACAUCCAGUGACUGGCCUACAGCACCAGAGCCGCAGAGCCUCUUCACAUCGG
Equus quagga is the source of this 2764-nucleotide messenger RNA. Its product is annotated as solute carrier family 23 member 1-like. NCBI's taxonomy places the organism in Eukaryota, Metazoa, Chordata, Mammalia, Perissodactyla, Equidae. Gene Ontology annotation, cellular component: membrane. Bases 467 to 2491 code for a protein of 674 amino acids. The record is from RefSeq and is a predicted model, not a curated record. The transcript is spliced from 14 exons. Gene Ontology annotation, molecular function: transmembrane transporter activity. Gene Ontology annotation, biological process: transmembrane transport.